UUUGUUGAGGUUUCGAAGCACGUCAUUGAAAGCUCCCUCCUUUUUUUAAAGGCGGUGCCGGUUCAUCUCCACUCAACCACCCCUACUUUGUAAGUUUUGUAUUAUAUCGUUUUCAUUAUUUUCUUUGUUUUUAAUUUCCAAUACGACAGAGUAGAGAAAGAAGAUUGAAGAGUGAAAGAGGGAAGUAUUCGAUCGUAGUUUGACGCCGGUGGUUAGCUUCGAAUGAACCAGCUGAAUCCUAGGCCCUCUUCCUCUGCUACUCUCAAUCCACAAACUCAGAAAAAACCAAUGUCACACGUCCACCGAUCAUCGUCGGAAAACCCAAGAUCCAAAACCGGAGACACCAAGACUCCUGCUUCCGACUCAUCAUCGGAGAAACACAACAAGAAGAAGGACAAAAUGGGCGACGGGAGUGCCUCCACCAACAACUACAAGAUGUUCAAGUUCUUCAACCGCAAGUUCAAGAUCAGCGAGUUGAGCCCGCCUCCCGACGUCAAGGAUAUCUUCUCCAAGUUCGCCGCCGGCGCUGACGUCAUGUCCCCUGACCAGUUCUGUACGUUCUUGAUCGAACACCAGAACGAGAAGGUUUCGUUGGCCGAUGCCAAGCACAUCUUACAUGAGUUCUUGCUCCGGCGACGGCAUACUAUGAAACCCAAGAAAGACGAGAAGGACAAGAAAGACUGCAAAGACGACAAAGAGAACAAAACCGCCGGCGAACACGGUGUCACGUUGGAGGAGUUCUUCAACUUCCUAUUCGAGGACGAAUUCAACGGCCCCAUUAAACCAGAGUUUCAGGUACACCAUGACAUGACUGCUCCGUUGUCGCAUUAUUUCAUAUAUACAGGGCACAAUUCGUACCUGACUGGGAAUCAACUCAGCAGUGACUGUAGUGAUGUCCCAAUCAUCAAGGCUUUGGAGAGAGGGGUCAAAGUUAUAGAGCUUGAUCUAUGGCCAACGUCUUCCAAAGAUGAUGUUCAAGUUUAUCAUGGAAGGACCUUGACGGCUCCUGUGACACUAGUCAAAUGCUUGAAAUCCAUUAAAGAACAUGCUUUUGUUAAAUCUCCCUACCCUGUUGUUAUUACUUUUGAAGACCACCUUACGACCAAGCUUCGGGUUAAAGUUGCUGAGUUGGUUAUCCAAAUAUUUGGAGACAUACUGUAUUAUCCAAAGCCAGAAGACCCUAUGACAGAAUUUAUAUCACCUGAGGCUUUAAAAUAUCGCAUUGUUAUCUCAACCAAGCCACCAGUAGUAGGAGAGGGUAAUGACAAUGAUUCAUCUGAAGAAUCGGAAACGAGUGACAGUGAUAAAGAAACUGAGAGCAAAACUGCAGUUGACAUCAAACCUAUUCAGUCAGAAGCACCUGAGUAUGCGGAACUUAUAACAAUCCACGCCGGAAAACCGCGGGGUGGUUUGAAAGAGGCUCUAGAGGUUGGAGAAAAAGUAAGACGUCUCAGUUUGAGUGAACAAAAACUCGAAAAUGCUGCUGAAGAUCAUGGAGCUGAUAUUGUAAGGUUCACACAGAGGAACAUUUUAAGGAUCUACCCCAAAGGUACACGAGUGACCUCCUCGAAUUACAAACCACAUGUUGGAUGGAUGCAUGGAGCUCAAAUGGUUGCGUUUAAUAUGCAGGGACGUGACAAAUUACUUGAGCUGAUGCAUGGGAUGUUUAGCGCGAAUGGAGGGUGCGGUUACUUGAAAAAGCCUGGCCUUUUGAUACACAAGGGCCCAAAUAAUGAGGUUUUCGAUCCUAAAAGGACCCUGAGAGUGACAAAGACAUUGAAGGUGAAAGUAUACAUGGGAAAUGGAUGGCACUUGGAUUUUAGUCGAACACACUUCGAUACAUUCUCACCUCCAGACUUCUAUACAAAAGUCUAUAUCGUUGGAGUGCCUGCAGAUUGUGCCAAGCACAAAACAGAGAUAAUCGACGACGAAUGGAUACCGGUUUGGGAUGAAGAAUUUACAUUCGGUAUGACCGUUCCAGAGCUGGCUGUACUUCGGAUUGAAGUCCGAGAGUAUGACAGGUCUGAUAAAGAUGACUUCGGCGGCCAGACGUGUUUGCCUGUCUCGGAGCUAAAAGCUGGGAUCCGAUCAGUCCCACUUUACGAUCAUAAGGGCCAGAAAUACACAUCUGUAAGGCUCCUGAUGCGGUUUCAGUUCGAGUCGAAUCUGGCACCUGCCUAGUCCACACGACCACACCCCACAGCGGUCAUCCUUCUUCAUCAUGGCUUUGGGGGCCAAUUUGUCAUGGUUUCGAUAGCAUAUACAGGUACUCGAUGUGUAAUAAGUGAGACUGUUGAUCAUGGUCUUGGAAAAUAUUACUUUGUGUUGAAGCCAUGACAUCGUCUCAGCAAAACUACUGCCAGUGGAAAGUGGGGUUUUCCCCUUUUGCAAAUCAGUGAUGGCUUUAUCUAAUCAGGCUAAAUCAGUAGAGAACACUAUCCAGGAUCAAUUCUUUUGUAAAGUACGGCAUGCUUGGUU
Messenger RNA from Argentina anserina (silverweed cinquefoil), 2478 nucleotides. Its product is annotated as phosphoinositide phospholipase C 6-like. The record is from RefSeq and is a predicted model, not a curated record. The transcript is spliced from 9 exons. Bases 223 to 2181 code for a protein of 652 amino acids. Gene Ontology annotation, molecular function: phosphatidylinositol-4,5-bisphosphate phospholipase C activity. Lineage: Eukaryota; Viridiplantae; Streptophyta; Magnoliopsida; Rosales; Rosaceae. Gene Ontology annotation, biological process: phosphatidylinositol-mediated signaling; release of sequestered calcium ion into cytosol; lipid metabolic process.